This is a messenger RNA of Aspergillus nomiae NRRL 13137, 1531 nucleotides long. Its product is annotated as choline transporter-like family protein. Lineage: Eukaryota; Fungi; Ascomycota; Eurotiomycetes; Eurotiales; Aspergillaceae. The record is from RefSeq and is a predicted model, not a curated record. The coding region runs from base 26 to 1531 and encodes 501 amino acids. The transcript has 3 exons. Gene Ontology annotation, molecular function: transmembrane transporter activity. Gene Ontology annotation, cellular component: plasma membrane. Gene Ontology annotation, biological process: transmembrane transport.
AGUUGGUGAUCUUUUCAAAGCAGCCAUGAGCGGUCAAGCGGCCAGUUACUAUAACCAAAACGAAAGCUUUGGUGGAGGCCAGCCUCCACCUCCGCCUCAGCAGCAGCCUUUCUACAACAACCACCCCAAUAAUGGCAACUAUCAAUACGCCGACCCUAACUAUCAAAGGGGUCCCGAGCCCAAGCCGCCGCACGAAGCGCCGCCGACCUAUGACCAAGCCGUCUAUGGUUUUGCCGAUGCCUUCAAGAUUGAGAAGCCCAAGUUUAACGAUAUCUGGGCUGGUCUUUUGCUCAUCGCGGUGUUUCUGGGAUAUGUUGCAGUAUCUGGAGUAGCCAUCCACCGAUACGCGAAAUACAAGGGUUUCAAUGGCGGCGGCAUCUAUGAUUCGUCCAACACCUUCUCGCUUGACACCAAUACCCUGGUGUUGUUUAUUUUUGUGCUUUGCGUGGCACUCGUCUUCUCGUGGGCCUACUUCCUCGGAGCUCGCUAUUUUCCCAAACUCAUUAUCUGGGUUACAGGGAUUCUGAACAUUGUGUCCGCUCUAGCCACUGCGAUUUACUAUCUGGCGAAGAAGCAAUAUGGCGGAGGAAUUGUGUUCCUCAUCUUUGGCGUCUUUGCCAUCAUUUGUUUCAUCAGUUGGAUCCCGCGCAUUCCCUUCACGGCAUUCAUGUUGGAAACCUCCAUCGAUGUUUCCAGAAAGCAUGGACACAUGUUUCUCGUCAGCGCCAUUGGAGGUAUCGUCGCAGUGGCUUUUGGAGCUUGGUUCUCUGUAACCCUCGUCUCGAUCUAUGUUGCCUUCGAACCCAAUGGCAGUGGGGUUAACCCGGCUUGUCGUGACGGCGGGUGCAGUACGGGCAGAGUGAUUGGUCUGGUCGUCUAUGUGACGUUCGCCAUGUAUUGGUUCAGCGAAUGGCUGAAGAACACCGUCCACACGACCAUCGCUGGAGUCUACGGAACCUGGUACUUCUGGAGCAACUCACCAAACGGCAUGCCGAAGGGAGCCACUCGUGGCGCCUUUAAGCGCGCCACCACCUACUCGUUCGGCAGCAUUAGUUUCGGUAGCUUGAUCAUUGCCCUCAUCAACAUGCUCCGACAGGCGUGCUCAGUCGCACAGCGCCAGGAGGCGGCAGAAGGGAACCUACUGGGAACCAUCGCAUUCUGGAUUCUGGGGUGCUUCAUUUCCAUGCUGGAUUGGCUGGUUACCUUUUUCAACCGUUACGCCUUCUGCCACAUUGCCCUGUAUGGCAAGCCAUACAUCGAGUCUGCGAAGGAUACAUGGACCAUGAUGAAGACCGGGUAUACCCACCCGGCCUACAACAGCGGCGGCGAAUUCACGGCCGUGAUCAUGGCAUUCUCUUUCGUGAUCGGCCUGCAGGUCUGCCAGAUCUUUAUGACACCAGUCGGCAGCGGAAUCGAGACGAUUUUCGCCGCCAUGGCAUGGGAUCCGCAGGUGAUGGUCCAAAGCCACCCGGACCUAUGGUACCGUCUGGUCAACCUUUACCCUAAGGUUCAACAGGCGGUUCACGUAUAA